Messenger RNA from Sorghum bicolor (sorghum), 1031 nucleotides. Its product is annotated as probable prefoldin subunit 5. The coding region runs from base 179 to 631 and encodes 150 amino acids. Lineage: Eukaryota; Viridiplantae; Streptophyta; Magnoliopsida; Poales; Poaceae. The record is from RefSeq and is a predicted model, not a curated record. Gene Ontology annotation, biological process: protein folding; regulation of DNA-templated transcription. Gene Ontology annotation, cellular component: prefoldin complex; cytoplasm. The transcript is spliced from 4 exons.
CUUUGAUGCUAUAGUAUUUCGAUAAAUUUAUUUAACGUAGUUAACCUCCGUUUCUUACUGGUCUAGCCUAUACUGCCCGCCGCCCGCGUCUCUCUCGUUACUCCUCCCUCCGCUACACCCGCCGCCAGUCCUGCCCUGGCGCCGCCGUGACAAGCCUUAGCUAGCAAAGGCGAUAGCCAUGGCGAGCCCUGGACGGAUCGAGCUGGACAAGCUGAGCGUGGAGCAGCUCAAGGGGCUCAAGGAGCAGACGGAUCUGGAGGUCAACCUCCUCCAGGACAGCCUCACCAAGAUCCGCACCGCCACCACCCGACUCGAGAGCGCCUCCGCCGCGCUCCAGGACCUAUCCCUCCGCCCCCACGGGAAGAAGAUGCUCGUGCCCCUUACGGCUUCUCUCUACGUUCCCGGCUCUCUGGACGACGCCGAGAAGGUCCUCGUCGACGUCGGCACCGGUUACUUCAUCGAGAAAACCAUGGCUCAGGGGAAAGAAUACUGUGAAAGGAAAGUUAAUUUAUUGAAGUCAAAUUUUGAUGAACUGCUUGAGGUGGCUACAAAAAAGAAAGCCAUAGCAGAUGAUCUGGGUAUGCUACUACAAGCCAAGCUGAGGCAAGCAUCGCCUGGCCCGAGUUCAUGAGAGCUAGAUGCACACCUAGCCAAGCUGAGGCAAGCAUCACCUGGCCCUAGUUCAUGAGAGCUGGAUGCACACCUUGUAUGAUUCCUUGUUGGAUGAAUGUAUCUUCUAGUUUGUGGCAUCAAGGGAACAUAUUUUAGUUUGUGGCAUCAAGGGAACACAGGAUUGUCAUGGUGGCAGGGUCAUGGAUAAUUUGUUGAACAUGCCGCAUCAAACAUCAUAGAGUAAAGAGUACUUUGACGUUGGUAUCGAGCACACAUUUAGUAAUUUUGAUCUGAAGUUUGAGUCACGCAGCGUAGAUUUUUUUUUGGCUGCUUCUGUCGCACAGCAGUCUGUAUGAUCAUCAUUACUGUGCCUCCAGUGGUUGAUUUUGUUUCUAUUGCUGCCCAUAGAACUUUCAUGA